Marmota flaviventris (yellow-bellied marmot) is the source of this 1227-nucleotide messenger RNA. NCBI's taxonomy places the organism in Eukaryota, Metazoa, Chordata, Mammalia, Rodentia, Sciuridae. The record is from RefSeq and is a predicted model, not a curated record.
AUGUAUUAUGGUGAUCUUAAGACAGUUAUAGGGCUCUCUGGGCUCAGCCUGCGGGUGGGUCUGCAGCCCUGUGCAGUGGAGAGCACUCGGGGAGAACCCUCCAAUUCCGGCACAGCCAGCGAGGACAGGGCGGCUUCCGUGAUCUGGCCAGGCCCUUUCCUUCUGAGCCACCCUUCUCGCCAUCUGGCCCUAGGCUUCUGUUGCCAGCCCUGGGGUCUCACUGGCUUUGUCCUGCAGAUGCUGAAGAUCCCUGGUGGCCGCCUGGCUCCCAAGCGCCAGGAAAUGCACCACAGAACUCAUAGUGGAGAGAAACCCUACAAAUGUGAAGAAUGUGGCAAAUCCUUUAAACAUUACUCCUUCCUUUCUAAAUACCUAAGAUGGCAUAGCAGUGAGAAAACCUACAAAUGUAAGGAAUAUGAAAAUCUUUUUAAGAAUUUUUCAACCCUAACUCAAAAUCAAAGGAUUCAUACAGGAGAGAAAUUCUACAAAUGUGAAAAAUGUUGCAAAGGUUUUACUCAAAGAACAGGCCUUACUAAACACCAGAAAAUUCAUACUGGAGAGAAGCCCUACAAAUGUAAGGAAUGUAGCCAAGCUUAGUAUAAUUCAUCUUUUACCAAACACCAGAUAAUUCAUACUGGAGAAAAACCCUACAAAUGUGAAGAAUAUGGGAAAGGCUUUAUUCAAAGAGAACACCUCACUCAACACCAGAGAAUUCACACUGGAGAGAAGCCCUACAAAUAUGAAGAAUGUGGUAAAGGUUUUACUCAAAGAACAGCUUCUCAACACCAGGGAAUUCAUGCUGUAGAGAAGCCCUACAAAUGUAAUGAAUGUGGGAGAGCUUUUAGGUAUAAUUCAUGCCUUAUAAAACACCAGAUAAUUCAUACUGGAGAAAAGCCCUACAAAUGUGCAGAAUGUGGGAAAGGGUUUAAUCAAAGAGCACACCUUGCUGGACACAAGAGAAAUCAUAAUGGGGAGAGGAAAUACAAGUGUAAAAACUGUUGCAGACUUGUCAGCAAUCACUCAAACAUUGUUAAUCACUGGAGAAUUCACAGUGGAGAGAAACCCCAAACAAGAAGGGGCUGGGCCCAGUGGUGGACACCUUUAAUUCCAGGAACUUCCAGGAGAAAGGCCUGUAGUGGAUCCCAAGAGGAUCCCAAGAUUGAAAGGCAAGAGGAUCCCAAGAUUGAAGCCACCCUCACUAACUUAGUGAAAUCCCAAGCAACUUAG